This is a messenger RNA of Xiphophorus maculatus (southern platyfish), 1612 nucleotides long. Its product is annotated as lysophosphatidylcholine acyltransferase 1-like. The record is from RefSeq and is a predicted model, not a curated record. Gene Ontology annotation, molecular function: calcium ion binding. Lineage: Eukaryota; Metazoa; Chordata; Actinopteri; Cyprinodontiformes; Poeciliidae. The annotation marks the transcript as partial. The transcript has 12 exons.
UGUCGCGCUUCCGUUAGCAUUGAGAGCUAGCUGGCAGGUCUGGUUGGGGAAGAGGCUGUGCAGGAAGGAGACCUGCGCAGCCAGACAGAUAUCGGUGACUUCAGAUAUCCCCAGUUAAUCCUUGAGCUAACAAUUAUCCCUCCAUGCUGACCAGAAAAGGAAGAUAACGUUAAUAGCUUGGCACUGCCUCCAUCUAAAUUAGCAACCGACCAAGCCAGUUAAGGGGAGACCGCGUUUUGGUUUUGAGGGGCUUCUUCUCUCUCUUCUUCUUUUUUUUUUUGGCAGUUUUCUUUUUAGGACAUAAAAAGUACCAACUGCAAGCCUCACCUUACGGUCUGUCUAAGUAUGAGGUUGCCGAGUAGCAAACAUUUUGCGACUGAAGGAGAUGGAAAGAAAAUGGACCAACCUCCUCCGUUCAGAAACCCUUUUGUGCACGUCUUGAAAUUCACUCCACUGGAAAAGGCAAAGAUUGGAUUAAUGACGGUGACGCUAUUCCCUAUUCGUCUGCUCAUAGCAGCAUUUAUGAUGCUACUGGCUUGGCCUUUUGCCUUCCUUGCUUCAGUGGGGCGCUCCGAGACCACUGUUGAACCCCAGUGCCUCUGGAGAAGACUGGUGGACAUCAUCCUAAGAGUGAUCAUGCGGAUCAUGUGGUUUGCGGGAGGCUUUCACUGGAUAACUGUGAAAGGGCAAAGAGCUCUGCCUAGAGAAGCACCCAUCAUCACCCUGGCACCCCACUCCUCUUACUUUGAUGCCAUCCCCGUCACAAUGACAAUGUCCUCGAUAGUCAUGAAGGCUGAGAGCAAGGAUAUACCCGUUUGGGGAACUUUGAUAAAAUACAUUCGGCCGGUGUUCGUAUCCCGAUCAGACCAGAACUCAAGAAAGAAGACAGUCGAGGAGAUCAAGCGGAGAGCUCAUUAUGGAGGAGAUUGGCCUCAAGUCAUGAUUUUUCCAGAGGGGACCUGCACCAAUAGAUCCUGCCUCAUUACCUUUAAGCCAGGAGCUUUUAUUCCUGGUGUUCCAGUACAGCCUGUUGUGAUUCGCUACCCCAAUAAACUGGACACAAUCACAUGGACGUGGCAAGGACCAGGAGCUUUUAAAAUCUUGUGGCUGACUCUCUGCCAGUUACACAACGAAUUUGUGAUAGAGUUCCUUCCCAUUUACACCCCUUCAGAGGAGGAGAAAAGAAAUCCUGCUCUCUUUGCUGUCAAUGUGAGACGAGUCAUGGCCAAAGCCCUUGGGGUACCUAUCACAGAUUAUUCAUUUGAAGACUGCCAGCUGGCGAUGGCAGAGGGCCAGCUGAGGCUGCCGGUCGACACCUGUCUGUUGGAGUUUGCCAAGCUUGUCAGGAGACUGGGGCUGAAACCCCAGAACACCGAGAAGGUUUUGCAGGAAUACGGGAACAGAGCCAGAAAGCUGGAAGGGCAGAAACUUGCCUUGGAAGACUUUGCUCACUUCCUUGAUGUUCCAGUUUCAGAUAUGCUGCGCGACAUGUUUGCUCUUUUCGAUGAGCAUGAAGAUAACAGCAUGGAUAUUAGAGAGUAUGUCAUAGCCUUAUCCGUUGUAUGCAGACCUGCCAAAACUCUGGAAACGAUGAAAUUGGCUUUCAAGGUAG